Messenger RNA from Stegodyphus dumicola, 1071 nucleotides. RefSeq lists its product as uncharacterized. The record is from RefSeq and is a predicted model, not a curated record. NCBI's taxonomy places the organism in Eukaryota, Metazoa, Arthropoda, Arachnida, Araneae, Eresidae.
AUGAAAACUCCGCAAGGCACAUGGAUGACAGAUCUUCGCAAGAUGAAGAUAACGUUGACUGAUAAUACCAGUAACGCCUUACAAGAAACUGAUCCUAGGAUUCAUCUACUUAUCGGAGCGGAUGUGGCUGGUAAACUUUUAAAUGGGAAAGUACAAGUUUUGGCUGAUGGACCCGUUGCAGUUGGUACUCAUUUAGGCUGGACGCUCAUGGGAAAGAUUCCACAGGUACCCAAAGUAUCUGAAUCUUAUUUGUCUAUCAUAUAUCUACUCACCCACAACUUUAACCUUCUAGACAUGUGGAGUUUAGAGCGUAUAGAUACCGCAGAUCCAGUCGAAAGUCAAUCUGCUGUGGAAUUGCAACAAGCUGCACUUGUACAUUUUCACCGUUUAAAAGUUAAUAAUGAGGGAAGGUACGAAGUAACGUUACCUUGGCUCAAAUUGCAUCCCACUCUUCCUGAGGGAAAAGACUUAGCCGAAAGAAGAUUGCGCACUAUAUUUAAGAGACUGAAAACAGCUAACAUCUUAGAAGUCUAUCAAGAAGUCUUACAAACGUGGUUAAAGGAUGGAAUAAUCGAAGAACUGAAAGAAGAUGAGGUAAUAACUCCUGGCCAUUUUUUGCCUCAUCGAGCGGUAGUUAAGAAUUCAGCAACAACGAAAAUUAGGCCUGUGUUUGAUGCCUCUGCACAUACUAAAACCUCGGUAUCUCUGAAUGAAUGUUUAGCGAAAGGUCCGAAUCUUAUAGAACUCAUUCCAGCGAUAUUAACUCGUUUCCGCAUGAAAGAAUUUGCUGUUACAGCAGAUAUAAAACAAGCCUUCUUGAAAAUUAGUAUCUCUAAAAGUGAUAGGAACUAUCUUAAAUUUCUCUGGAUGGAAGACGGGGAUCCAAAUAAUUUGAAAAUAUACAGACACUGUCGUGUUGUUUUUGGACUUACGUCCAGUCCCUUUUUGUUGAGUGUGACGUUAAAAUACCAUUUGGAAAACGCUCCUCUUCAGUUUAAAGACACAGCUUUAAUCUUACUAGACUCAUUUUAUGUCGAUAAUUGUCUUGCUAGUUUUGACAGUGUUAACUAA